AUAGUAUUAAAGCUAACGGGGUUUGGCCCUACUCUAGGCCCACAUUAAUGCUGGCAUUCCGCUCUUUGGCCAUGUGUUGUUAGUACUUGUUACUAUUCACUACCCACGAAAUAUCAGUAAACGCAAUGGGAAAGUUUCGCAGGAGCUUUCACAAUUUCCUUAACAAAGAUCGGGAAUGGGCUUAUCAGGAAAUCAUAACCGAAGCCGUUGUGGUUCUUUGGUUUGCUGCUCAGCUUUCCGUAAAAUUCGGCUCGCGCAUAUUUGCCGAAUGGCAGACAAGUCGUACCGAUCCGGCUAUAUCGACCCAGCUGGACCGGUUCCUUGGAUGGAUCGGACUGGAAAUGACUGGAUGUGUUUGGAAUGAUGUAGUAUCGUUCUGGAAGGCACCUGACGAAAUUGCCGUUAUACAAUCAGUGGCAACGCUUUUCACGUCGCCCACGGUAGGAACCAUGGGGUACGUCGGUGCCUUCGUGACCGUCUGCACAACGGCCAUUCUUACCAUCUCCGUGGCCGGCUCCUUAUACGUCUACCGUAACUGGCGGUAUCCGCGCUUUCGUCAGCAUCUGCGCAGCUGCAAUAAAAUCACCAGACUGUUCGGCUAUGGAAAAGACGACAACGGGGACUACACCGUCGGCUUAGCCUAUGAAACAGUGUCCUGUGGGCUCUUAGUGAUAGCUGCCACGGGUGUCCAGUUGUGCUGCGCUGCGGUUGUAUGGUUCCUCUUAUGUGCACUGCCGGUUGUGUUGGUAACCGGAGCCGUUAUGGCGGUAGUCAUCAACAUUUACGGACUGAUAGCGCUAUUCCCGUGCUGUGUAAUUUCCGUCUGUUUCCUGGCUGUUUACUGUUCGGGGAGAAUCUAUGGAUUAUGGAUGCAGGAGACGUACUUUAUGCGGAUACAUCGGAAAAUUAAGAAAACGUUUGGGGUGGAUAUGCUGGUGGUUGAGAAAUAUUCCGACAAUAUGAUAGAGUCAACACCGGAAAAAUGUUUCCCGUCCGCCAAAAUAACGCCGGCCGCCAAGAAGUCAAUGCCGUCGUUUGAAUCAGUGUUUCUGAAGGGAUUCUUGUUCUACGCCGUCACUGCGGGUAUAGUAAGUAAUACGGGCCCAAUCUGGGAGGGAUUUCCUAUUAUUCGCUACGGGAUGAACAGCCUGGGCUCGCACUGGAGUAGUGGUUCCGCUGCAUCAUCCGCGUCCCCGGCCUCCAGUAAAACUUACUGGACUGAAAGCAACCGCACUACUCGGUGCAGAACCUACGGAACGAAUCUGGGCGCCCGGAUCGCAAUGCUGUCGUUCUGGGUGGAUCUCGCUUCUGACGAGCUGAAAUCAGCCGACACUUACAAUGCACCAAUUAUUAUCAGCUUUAAUCCCGGCUAUCCGUCCAUUGUUAGUGGAAGUUUUGUGCUGUGGAACGGCCUGGUGUUGGCCGCCGGUUGUUUACCUCUUCUGCUUUUGGUGCUGGCUGAAGCUCUCACUAUUCUACUUGGGAUUUCAUAUAUCGUUUGGCGAAUCCUCGAAUCCAGCUGGGAUGCAUGCCGCAACCGGAAGGACGCAAAAAUCCAAAGAAAGCUCCCUUUUUCGCAUUGUCAACCCAUUAUCAAUUUCCUAAUGGACAUCGCUGACAAAUAUGGAUCGGAGGAUGCCGGCGACGGUGCAGCGUACGAUUUCGACGUCAAUAAAAAACCUUUCACUGACACCAUCGUCCGGUGCACAUCUAACGACCGGUGUUCAUCCAGCCAACCGGCAUUUUGUGUCUGUUCGACAUGGGCGUACACAGUGUAUUGCAUUGUGACGAUGGUACAGGCGUUGCUGGGCUGGAUGCUCUUGCCGUUUCCGGUGCUGGUGUUCGCGUUACCGGAGCGAUUGCAACUUCCUGGCAUUCUUCUGUUCUUUUCGGCUUUGGCAGUGUAUAAGUACCGCCAGUUCAUUCCGAGCGCUCUGAAGGAUUUCAGCACCUGCUUCCGUAACAGGGACAAAAGGACCAAACGGUGCCCAGGCUGAGAUUCAACGCGCCAGCACUACAGAUUUGCGACACCUGGAGGAAUUUAGCUGCUGCUUAGCCCGUUUUACUGAAUGACCAGCGCUACAAGAAACCGUUUAAUGGAUUAUUUGUGCAAUUUGAAAUGUAACUUUAAUUGAAAUUUACGCUUUUAAUUGAAUAGUUGCCCUUGAAAAGCGACAUUUUUCAGUUUGUGUCUAUGUCUUCCGGCACAAAUAUGUCUUUUAUUUGUGUAUGUACCGUGACAGCACCUGGUCACAUUGCGUGGCUGUCGAGUUUUUACCUGCGAGAACAGUUCCGGUAUGCGA
Messenger RNA from Paramacrobiotus metropolitanus, 2303 nucleotides. RefSeq lists its product as uncharacterized. The record is from RefSeq and is a predicted model, not a curated record. NCBI's taxonomy places the organism in Eukaryota, Metazoa, Tardigrada, Eutardigrada, Parachela, Macrobiotidae. The transcript has 6 exons. Bases 126 to 1997 code for a protein of 623 amino acids.